AUGAAUUCUGCAACAGAACUUCUUGAAAAAGAGGAUGCAGGUGUAUGGUCACAAAAUUUAAUUGCUUUGGCAACAGCAUCAUCUGGAGUAUCUGUAUCUCUUUUACCUGGAGGUCCAACUGCUCAUUCAAGAUUUAAGAUACCUUUGGAAACAGUCGGUGAAAUAUGUUGUUCUGUUAGCAAACAAUCGGCAUUAGGAACUUUGUUGAAAAUGUCUAGGUUAAUUAUUUGGGAUGAAGCACCGAUGGUCAAUCGUUCUGCUGUAGAAGCUGUAGAUAAAAUACUAAGAGAUAUUACCGACUGCAAUUUACUCUUCGGUGGGAAAGUUGUAGUUCUAGGAGGAGAUUUUUGUCAAAUUCUCCCAGUUGUACGGAAAGGGAAAAAGCAUGAUAUAAUGAAAGCUAGCUUAAUUUUUUCAGACUUGUGA
Molecule: messenger RNA, 426 nt
Organism: Olea europaea var. sylvestris
Lineage: Eukaryota; Viridiplantae; Streptophyta; Magnoliopsida; Lamiales; Oleaceae
Product: ATP-dependent DNA helicase PIF1-like
Exons: 2
Coding region: 1-426 (141 amino acids)
Biological process (GO): telomere maintenance; DNA repair
Molecular function (GO): DNA helicase activity
Source: RefSeq, a predicted model, not a curated record